This is a messenger RNA of Mugil cephalus (flathead mullet), 690 nucleotides long. RefSeq lists its product as uncharacterized. The transcript has 7 exons. Bases 1 to 690 code for a protein of 229 amino acids. NCBI's taxonomy places the organism in Eukaryota, Metazoa, Chordata, Actinopteri, Mugiliformes, Mugilidae. The record is from RefSeq and is a predicted model, not a curated record.
AUGACGGCCCUGAAUGGCAAGGUCGCACUUGAUAAACUGCUAUUUAGAGCAGUUGUGACAGAAGACAACCUCAAAUGGACCGAAGAUCACCAAGCCACCUCCCUGCCUGUGUCGCAAAUGUCUUUGUACGCCACAGAAACCAUGAUGUAUUUUUCCACCUUGGUCUUUGCCAUGCUCUGGGUUAUCAAAGGAGCAGGAGAGCAGCUCCAGACACCCCAGGGAGCCUCCACUCCGUGUGAGCACUGCUGGCCCCACAGAGCGGCGCCCCAACCCCCAGCCCUCCACCUCUCGUCCACACAGCAGGAGGAGACGGAGGGAGCGGGAGAGCAGUUCCAGCCAUCCCAGGGCACCUCCAUGAAGAAGACGACGUGUGAGCACUACUGGCCCCACAGAGCGAAGCCCCCACCCACAGCCCUCCACGUCUGGUUUACACAACAGGCGGAGACGGAGGGAGCGGGAGAGCAGCUCCAGGGACCCGGAGGAGCCUCCACGAAGAAGACGGCGUGUGAGCACUGCUGGCCCCACAGAGGAGAGCCCCGACCCCCAGUGGUGGAGACUGAUUCCGGAGUCCUCCAGGUGCACGUAGACUUUCCGCCUCACCACCGUGGUCUGCCACUCACUGUUUUUAGUGCAGCGGUGGACAUGUUUAUGUCGUGGUUGACGGAGUCUCCAUACAACGUGGAGAUGUGA